Megalops cyprinoides (Indo-Pacific tarpon) is the source of this 3468-nucleotide messenger RNA. It is a transcript of the gene adnp2b, whose product is annotated as ADNP homeobox 2b. The coding region runs from base 1 to 2952 and encodes 983 amino acids. The record is from RefSeq and is a predicted model, not a curated record. Gene Ontology annotation, cellular component: nucleus. The transcript has 3 exons. Gene Ontology annotation, biological process: regulation of gene expression. Gene Ontology annotation, molecular function: DNA binding. Lineage: Eukaryota; Metazoa; Chordata; Actinopteri; Elopiformes; Megalopidae.
AUGUAUCAACUUCCCGUUGGUAAUUUGGAAAAAAUCAGAAGAUCAAGGAAGAGAGUCAAAAAUAUUUUGUCUGAAAUUGGACUUGAGAAUUGUAAAAACUUGCUAGGGGAGCUGCAAAGCUUUGAUGCUGGUGACAAAACUUUUCAUAACACAGACUGGGCUGAUUUCACCGAAGGCCACAAUGGGAAGAGGAGAAAAAAGUGGAAAUACCGCACUCAGACACUGUGCUGCAGUCUGUGCAAGUUUUCAGCACGAUCCUGGUACACCUACAAAGGCCACAUUCAGCGGUGCCACGAAGAGGAGCAAGAUCUGGGUUUGUUGUCUGUCUGCUCCUGCUGCUCGUUCAUUGGCCACCCCAGGGUCAUCGCAAAGCACUUCAAAAUCUUCCAUAUCGGGCAUUUGAAGGCCCCUGCGUUAGCGGCCCCGCCCCUUAUGUCGCAAACUCCAAUUGGACCACUGCCCCCGCAAUCCAAUGCGGUGGAGAGAUACUCGUGUCGGAAAUGCUCCUACCACGACACAAUGAUUUACUGCAUGAAGAAGCACGUCUUGGUGAACCAUUACAUGUCUCUGCUGAACCGCUACUUUGGGCAGCGGACGGAUGUGGAGCAGAGGGCCAAGGGUUCGAACUCCCUCAAGUUCUUCUGCAAGAUGUGUUUGCUUGCUGCCGAAAGCUCGGAACAUUUGAUCUACCACAUCCUGUCCUCUGACAAGCACAAAGAGCUAGAGGUGCACAUCAACGCCUUGAUAUAUGAACAUGGCAAGGUUGGGAAGAAGUAUCUCCCCAACCUGGCACCAAAGGCUGUGCUGCAGCAUGUUUACAACACUCCUCUGGUUCCCAGGAAUGCUGACCCACCGACAGGGAGCACCUUGGCUCUCCAGCGACCCGAUGGGAGUCCAGUGACCGCGGGGCCUCUGUCUGGGACAGUGCUUCAUGGAGGCCCUCAUAACACAACCACUCUGGUGUGUGCCCCAGGGACGAGCCCGGCCUUUCUGCCUGCCCAGGCUUCAGCUCUGGUGCAGCUGGCCAGCGCGGAGGCCAAAGGCUUGCUGAGGCCUGGUUCGGCGGUGGCCGCUCUUCAGAGCACCCAGCCCCCAAGGGGGAUCCCAGCCACCCUGCCCACGACAGUGGGGCUGACCACACCCCUGGUUCAGGCUUCAACGGGUGCAGCCCCGGCGAAUGUCUCUCACAACGCCCCCAAACCGCUGCCGAUCACGGCGGGUGUGCCCCCGCCACAGCUGCCACCGCCACCGCGGCCGGUCUUCCUCCCGCCGGGCGUUCAGGUCAACGUCCAGGGCAACCUGGGCCUGCGGGCACCAGCCCCCCAGCCCCUGCUCGUGACCCAGAGGCUCCCUCUGAACCAGCCCACCCCCCGGGGCACCAUGCUCACGUCGCAGUCUCUCCUCAGCCACCUGAUCCCCACGGGAAACAAGGUCAACGGCUUGCCCACCUACACCCUGGCACCCCUGCAGGUCACCAUGCCAGUCCAGCCCGGCGGCGUCCCCGUCGUUGGCAAAGGGCCCGUCCCGGUGAGCCAGAUCAACAGCACCGUCCUGCCGCAGCCAAACAAGUCGCUGGACGACUGCGUGCUGGACCCCUCUGCUGCUUCCAAACAGGCCAAGAAGUGGAUCACGUGCCCAGUGUGCAACGAGCUCUUCCCUUCCAACGUGUACCAGGUGCACACAGAGGUGGCUCACAAGGCCUCCAACAAAUCCAGCAGGCUGAAAGGGUUGGCGGCGAGAGCGCCCUUUUUGAAGAAGAUGCCCGAUAAAACGGUCAAAUGCCUGAUGUGCAAAGUCCUGCUGUCGGAGAAAGGACUGUUUGAGCACCUGUUGCAUGGCCUGAAUUGUUUGUAUUGUUCAGGAAUUUUCUACUCAAUCAAACAGCUCAUGGACCACACAAACACAGAGCACAGUUCUAUGCAGAAGGCCAACUGUGACUAUAUGAGGCGGGAGUAUCGGCUGUAUACCGAUGACUACGGCAACCUUUUGUUUCCGUACUUUGACAUAAACACCACUGCCCCUAAAGAGCUAAUGGGCGACAAGGAGUUAAACCUGGCUCUCGUCACGAGUUCUCUAGACCUGAUCUUCUUGAAGAUGUUUCCGGGGUCAGCCGUUCAACCGGUCAGCAGGCCGCUUAUAAAUAAGACUGGCAUCACCAUCUGCCCCUUCUGUCCCGAAAAACUGCACGGUGCAGAGAAUUACAAUCUGCAUCUUAAGGUCAAGCACUAUAUUGUGCCCACUAUCCAUGCCAUACUGAAGACCCCAGCGUUUAAGUGCAUAUACUGCAGUGGGGUGUAUACGGGGAAAACCACGCCCAAGGCCAUCUCCAUCCAUGUACAGCGAUGCAAGUGCGCGCCAAAGGCCAGCAAAGAUGUGGAGAGGCUGAUAACCCCGGACCCCAACAGCCAGGCGGCACCCGCUGCAAACAGGCCCCCUCCACAGGCGCCUCCUGUGAUCACGCCCGCCCCGCAGGUCACCGCCCCGGCACCCGUCCCCAGGGCCGCGGCCAACGAGACUGAGCUGCAGAGCAUGCUGAAGCUCGAGAUGGCGGUUCGGGAGGCGGUGGAGGCCAAUAAGCGGGAGCGGGAGGCCCGGGCGGCCAAGCGGAGGAAGGUGGAGGUCCCGGAGGCCCCUCCGGACCCCCCCGUGUCGCUCGUCCUGGACCCCACGGGGAUGGAGAUGCGCUCCUUCGAAGACCGCAGGGAGUUCCUGACCAAGUACUUCAACAGGAAGCCUUACCUGACCAAGAAGGAGUUGGAUCUCCUGGCCUCUCGCCUGUGGUUCAACAAGAGCGAUGUGGCGUGCCACUUCGGCACCAAGCGCACCAAAUGCAUGAGGGCAAUCCAGAGGAACAGGACUGCAGUUCUGCUGGGCUUUAACAUGGCCGAGCUGAAGAAGGUGAAGCACGACCUUCUAAUCCCUGAAACGGAACCGGAAAAAACAGCUGCUUAAAUAGUUAUCAUAACUAUAGCCAUGUACUGAUGGAUUUAGAACAAAAAAGUGUACAGUGUACAAUACUUUUUUUAGGAACUUAUAUAGUGUACAGUAGUCAAGUUACACAAUUCUUUGUGCAGAUUUAUGCAUUUUGGCCUAAAAUGUAUGCACUGCGGACAACAUAAGUGUGGAGCAUUGUUGGCAAAUGGAUGACUUCAGUUUUCUUGACUUAAUGGCAGAUGAAGAACUUUACUCCAGCAUUGUCUCACACAGUUGACUAAGGACUGUGGAAAAAAAUUGUAAUUAGCAACAAGAGAUGUUAACCAUUGUAUGCUUUAUUCAUUUAAUACGCCUGUAAAUUUUGGAUACAAGCUGUUGACCCUAAGUUAGAUUUUCUUUUUAAGCAAUAACUUUUUUUGAAAAUGUCUCUGUCGUACAUAAGAUGGCAGCAUGUUUAACGGUAAAGAAAACUGUCAUUAGCCUUGAAAAUUGGGUGGCUGUAACUUACUUGUCAUCCAAGCUUAUGAGGUCAUG